Messenger RNA from Lycium barbarum (goji berry), 1843 nucleotides. Its product is annotated as transcription factor bHLH118-like. Lineage: Eukaryota; Viridiplantae; Streptophyta; Magnoliopsida; Solanales; Solanaceae. Gene Ontology annotation, biological process: regulation of transcription by RNA polymerase II. The transcript has 3 exons. Bases 301 to 1074 code for a protein of 257 amino acids. The record is from RefSeq and is a predicted model, not a curated record. Gene Ontology annotation, molecular function: RNA polymerase II transcription regulatory region sequence-specific DNA binding; DNA-binding transcription factor activity, RNA polymerase II-specific; protein dimerization activity. Gene Ontology annotation, cellular component: RNA polymerase II transcription regulator complex.
UAUAUGAGCUGUCAAUGUUGAUAUACUUAAAUAAAUAAUAAUACUACUCCCCAGAAGACUCAAAUUAUUGGGGGGGCUACUGAGGUCAAUCCUUGCAUCUUCUUGUUUAUGAAAAUAUUGCAGGCAUUUAGAGAGCCAUUGAAGAUAUCCACAAUCCUAACAACCGUAUCUUCCACCUUUUAAUUAUAUAGCCAUCUCCCGUACUAUAUAAUUAGAGAAAGUUUUCUUAGUUGACGAAGAAGUGGCUUUCUGAAGUUUCGAAUUUUAUUUAUAAUUUUGUGUUUGUUGGAAGCUUUUGUGAUGUUUCCUUUACAGCAAAUAAGUGAUGAAAAUGAGUUGUUAUUUCAGAUUCCCUCAAAUCCUUGCCAACAAGGCAAGAUCUUCCAAGAUUUGAGUCUGGACGAUUAUGUUUCUCUGGGGACCAGUUUUCAUCCGCUAAAUGUUACUAAAAUUAAACCUAAGAAAAAGAGGCUACCAACUAAAAGGGUAUUAGGUAGAAAUAAUUCAGAUAAAAACCAUGAAAAUAUUACUGCUGCUGAUCCUGAUGAUGAUUUCAAGCUUAAGAAAAUUAUGCAUAGAGAUAUGGAACGUCAGAGAAGGCAAGGAAUGGCUGCCCUUCACUCUUCUCUCCGAUCUCUCCUUCCUCUACAGUAUGUCAAGGGAAAAAGAUCAGUAUCAGAUCACAUGCAUGAAGCUGUGAAUUAUAUCAAACAACUGCAGGAAAAUAUGAAUGAGUUAGAAAGAAAGAGAGACAAGCUGAAAAUUGUGACUGGGAGGGUCGAAGAUGGUAGCUCAGAUAGUUCCAUUGUAUCCCAAGAUUGUGUCACAGUGAGUCCAUGCCAUGGUGGUGUAGAGAUUUUAAUCAGUGGGAGCUGUACGAAGGAAAAUAUACCCCUUUCGAGAGUGAUACAAGAGCUUUUGAAAGAAGGGCUUGAUGUUGUUAGCUGUGUUUCUGCGAAUGUGAAUCAAAAGUCACUUCAUAGAAUUCAAUCCGAGGUACGUGAUAUGAAAUGUAUCAAUCUUAAUGCACUGCAAAGAAAGGUGAUUGAUAUACUCAACAUUGAUCAUUUUUAGUCCUUAAUUAAGUGGAAAUCAUGCUAGGUGCACUCAUAUCAAUUAAAAAGAUUUACCAGGAAGCACAUCAUCAGAAGUGAGAACUCAAAAUUAGAGUUGAUUUUAGAUGGUCACUCAACUAAUAGUUAUUAUCUCAUAAAGUCAAUUUCUUUAUUGAAGCAAAUUAGAAUAAAGAUGACUUUAUGAGAUAAUAACUAUUAGUUGAGUGACCAUAUGAUAAAUCAACCCCUCGGAAUCAUGCCCAAGUAUGCCAAGUAAUCAUCAAAAGCUUCUUUCCCUUUCUCGAAUAAUCGGUGAAUUAGUUACUAUUCAAUAAAAGAGGCGAGGAAACAGGAUUUUCUCUUUGUACUUUUAAUGCUUGAUAGUUGAGCUAAUAAAAAUGGUGGUUUUGAGCAUACUAUAUUUGACUUGGAAGAAAUCAAUGGUGAAUAUAUAUAGUUGUUGUCAAUGAGUACCUACUAUAUGUACUCUUUGUUCACAGCAUAAUACUAAAGUUGUUGAUCAUCAUAUAGGAUGAGAAAUGAUCUGCUGACUUCCUGUUGCUCUAGGACAAAAUGACAAAUUUUUGCACAUAGACUAGUGUGGUCCGAAAUGUUGCAUGAUUUUUUCUUAUUUUCAUGUUCUUUUGGGUGGGACAGUAUGUGAAUUACUCAUCAUAUUUGGUUAAAGGAAUAUGAGGAGAAGGUGAAAUUUCGAUGUUGUAUCCAUCACCUCAUCUUGUUUUGUAUUAUUCAAUGAAAUCAUGAGUAAAUUGACUUAUUUUCUCGAA